Messenger RNA from Strongylus vulgaris, 345 nucleotides. NCBI's taxonomy places the organism in Eukaryota, Metazoa, Nematoda, Chromadorea, Rhabditida, Strongylidae. The record is from the annotation of a GenBank genome assembly.
AUGGCGUCACAACUGGCUUUUCAGCUGACAGUACCGAAGAUGAAGGUUGAAACCGACUAUAAACUCAAGGAGGCUCUGAUCAAAAUGGGCAUCGAUGACAUGUUUAGCGACGAGGCUGAUUUGAGCGGAAUCGUCAAAUCUCCCAAGUUGAAAGUUUCAGAUGCUGCGCACAAAGCAAUUAUCGAGGUGGACGAAGAAGGCACAACCGCAGCUGCUGCUAGCACGGUUAAAAUUGUCCCAAUGAUGUUAAUUAUGGAGGAACCAAAGAAGUUUGUGGCCGACCAUCCCUUCCUGUUCAUUCUAACCAAAGAUAUGAACCCGUUAUUUAUGGGACAAUUUGUAUAG